AUGCCCGAGCACAUCGAGAAGCUGGCCGCGGACACCAAGGCCGGCAAGAUGGAUCGGCGCGAAUUCCUCGCCCUGGCAACGACGUUCGGCGCCACCACCGCCGCCGCCUAUUCGAUGAUCGGCAUCGCAGCGCCGGGAAGGGCGUUGGCGCAGGAAGCCAAGAAAGGCGGCGUGCUGACCAUCGCCAUGGACGUGCGCGAACUGAAGGAUCCGCGCACCUUCGACUGGUCGCAAAUGGGCAAUCUGGGCCGUCAGUUCCUCGAGCCGCUGGUCAAAUACACCGUCGACUUCACCUUCGAGCCGAUGCUGCUCGAAAGCUGGGAGAUCAACGACGACGCCACCGAAUACACGCUGCGCGUGCGGCAGGGCGUCAAGUGGAACAAUGGCGACGACUUCAACGCCGACGACGUUAUCUUCAACAUCGAGCGCUGGUGCGAACGCGACGUCGAGGGCAAUUCGAUGGCCGCGCGCUUUGCGGCGAUCAUCGACGACGAGACCGGCAAGGCCGCCGAGGGCGCAAUCGUCCGGGUCGACGAUUUCACCGUCAAGCUGAUGCUGCCGCAGCCGGACAUCACGCUGAUCGCCGGCAUGGCCGAUUAUCCGGCCUUGGUCGUUCACCCCUCUUAUGCGGACACGGGCGAACUGGUCGACAAUCCGAUCGGCACCGGUCCGUUCGAACUGGUCUCGUUCUCGAUCGGCGACCGUGCCGAGUACAAGCGCCGCGAGGACGGUGCCUGGUGGGGCGGCGAGGCGCAUCUCGACGAGGUGGUCUUCGUCGACUACGGCACCGACCAGUCGGCCCAGGUCUCCGCGUUCGAGUCGGGCGAGGUACAGGCCAACUACGAGGUGACCGGCGACUUCGUCGACAUUUUCGAGGGCCUUGGUCUGACCAAGAACGAAGCCGUCACCGGCGCGACCGUUGUCGUCCGCACCAACGUCAACAACCCGCCCUAUGACGAUCAGCGCGUGCGUCAGGCGCUCCAGCUCGCCGUCGACAACAAUGUCGUUCUGCAGCUUGGCAUAGCCGGUCAGGGCACGGUGGCCGAGAACCACCACGUGGCACCGAUCCACCCCGAAUAUGCCGAACUGCCGCCGAUCAGCCGCGACAUCGACGCCGCAAAGGCGCUGAUGGAAGAAGCCGGCCAGAUGGAUUUCGAGCAUGAGAUCAUCUCGAUCGACGACGACUACCGCAAGAACACCACCGAUGCGGUGGCGGCCCAGCUUCGCGAGGCCGGGUUCAAGGUCAAGCGCACGGUGCUCCCCGGCUCGACCUUCUGGAACGACUGGACGAAAUAUCCCUACUCGUCCACCAACUGGAACCACCGCCCGCUCGGCGUGCAGAUCCUUGCGCUCGCCUACCGGUCCGGCGAAGCCUGGAACGAAGCCGGCUAUUCGAACCCGGAGUUCGACGAGAAGCUGACCCAGGCCCUGGCGAUCGCCGACGCCGACCAGCGGCGUGAACUGAUGGUCGAUAUCCAGCGGAUGCUGCAGGAAUCGGGCAUUAUCAUCCAGCCCUACUGGCGUUCGCUGUUCAACUUCAACGACGCAACCGUCCAGAACUACUACCAGCAUCCGACCUACGAGCUGGAUCUGGCCGAUGGGCAAGGCGGCCGCAAGAAGCCGUCUGCACGUCUCGCGCCAUCGCGCGUCUUGGGGAGAAGCAGCUUGAUCUCGUUCUUUGUCCGGCGUCUGGGAAUCAUGGCCUUGACCAUGCUCUGCCUGACACUCGUCGUGUUUUUCCUCGUCAAUCUCGAACCCAAUCUGCGCAAGCUCUCCAUCAGCCAGACCAACAUGCGCGCCUCCGAUGCGCAGAUCGAAAGCUGGCUUGUGCGCAACGGCUAUCGCGACAAUUUCUUCGUCCGCUACGGCCAGUGGCUGGGCGUCGUCCAGAAGCAACCCCUCGUCGAUCCUGAAACCGGCGAGGCGACACCGCGCUUCCGCUUUUGCGACGAGCCGGCCGAGGCGCGCUUUUCCGGCGUCAUCCAGGGCGAUUUCGGCUGUUCGACACGCUUCAAGGUGCCGGUUUCCGAACGCCUUGUGCCAGCCCUUCAGGCCACCGGCUGGCUGAUGUUCUAUGUCAUGCUCGUCAUGGUGCCCGGAGCGCUGCUCGUCGGCAUUUUUGCCAGCAUGCGCGAAGGGUCACGAACCGACCGAAGUCUGUCGGUGGCUUCGAUCGCAUCGACGGCGACGCCCGAGUAUGUGUCCGGCGUCAUCUUCACCGUCAUAUUCGCGUCCUGGCUCGGCAUAUUGAACGGGUCGGCCGCGACCGCGACGCGCGAGGGCAUCACCUUUUCCAACUUUACCCUGCCGGUCAUGACCAUGGCGAUCUACGGCAUGGGCUACAUUGCCCGCAUGACGCGCGCGUCGAUGGCCGAGGUGAUGACCGCGCAAUAUAUCCGCACGGCGCGCCUGAAAGGGCUGACCUUCUCAUCGGUCGUCAUCAAGCAUGCGCUGCGCAACGCGCUGAUCGCGCCCUUCACCGUGAUCAUGCUGCAGUUCCCGUGGCUUUUGACCGGCGUCGUCAUCGUCGAGGCGAUGUUCCGCUAUCAGGGCUUUGGCUUCACGCUGGUCGAAGCAGCGUCGAACAACGAUAUCGACCUGCUGCUCGCCUGCGCGCUCGUUUCCGUCGUCGUCGUUCUGGUCACCCAGCUGCUCAGCGACGUCGGCUACGCCUUCCUCAAUCCGCGCAUCCGCAUCAUCUGGCGUUUCUGGCCGGUCUGGGCCGCGAUGAUCAUCAUCGGCACCCUGAGCUACAUGUAUCGGGACCGGCUCGGCCUUUACGGCCAGCUCUAUGAUGGCGGCGUCGGGAUCGCCGGCCUGGUCUUUAUCGGCUUCUGGCUGUUCUCGGCGCUGUUCGCGUCGAUCAUCGCGCCGUUCGACCCGAUCGGGGUGGUGCCGAUCCUCAAGAACGCGGUGCCCGGCACCAUCGACCCUGAAUCCGGCAAUGCGUUCCUGCUGGGCGGCGACAAGCUGGCCCGCGACGUGUUCAGCCGCAUGGUGUACGGUUCCCAGAUUGUUCUGAUCAUCGCGCCGGCCGCCACCGCCUUCGCAUUGAUGGUCGGCAUCACGCUGGGCCUGCCGGCGGGCUAUUACGGCGGACAGGUCGACAACGUCCUGUCCUUCAUCGCCAACCUGGUCCUGGCCUUCCCGGUGAUCCUUCUGUUCUAUCUGCUGGUCACGCCGGGCAUCACCGAGACGCCGAUCCCCUACACGCUGGCCGGCCUGUUCUUCAUCUUCCCGGUCAUCUUCUUCGUCACGCUCUUCUACACGCGCUAUCAGGCGCGUCCGCAAUUCAUGUGGCCUGCCAUCGCAGUGACCAUAGUCCUGGGCACAUGGAUCUGGAUCUCGCUCGUUUCCAACGAUUUCAUCGUUCAGGCGCUGCGCAACAACGGGCUUGGCUUUGUCGGGGCGUUUUUCGACCUGCCGGUCUUCAAGAUCAUCUCGAUCGAACCGGGCCAGCUCAACAUCUUCGUCGCCGUCGUCUUCGCAUCGUCACCCGGCGUGUUCCGCAUCACGCGGGGUCUCGUCAUGGACAUCAAGACGCGCGACUAUGUCGCCGCCGCCCAGACGCGCGGCGAAAGCCCCUGGUACAUCAUGCUGUGGGAAGUGCUGCCCAACGCACGCGGCCCGCUGAUCGUCGAUGCCUGUCUGCGCAUCGGCUACACGACGAUCCUGCUGGGCACGCUGGGCUAUUUCGGGCUCGGCAUGCCGCCCGAAAGCCCCGACUGGGGCACGGCCAUCAAGGACGGCUCGCAGCUCCUGCGGCUCUACGUCUGGCCGGCGCUGGUGCCCGCCGUCGCGCUGAUGAGCUUCGUGCUCGGCCUCAAUCUUCUCGCCGACGCGCUGCGUGAAGAAUCGCUGAAAAUCGAGAACCUGCACAUCUCGUUCUACACCCGUGCCGGCGAAAUUCCCGCCGUCAUGGACUAUUCGUGCAAGGUCAUGCCGGGCGAGGCGCUCGGCAUUGUCGGCGAAUCGGGCUGCGGCAAGUCGACGGUCGCGCUCGGCAUCAUGCGCGACAUGGGCAACCGCGGACACAUCAAGUCCGGCACGAUCCGCUUCAAGGGCCGUGACAUGGGCGAGAUGAGCGAUGCCGAACUGCGCGACCUGCGCGGAUCGAAGAUCGCCAUGAUCUACCAGGAGCCGAUGGCGUCGCUCAAUCCGGCGAUGAAGAUCGGCCAGCAGCUUAUGGAAGUGCCGAUCGUCCAUGAGGGCGUUUCCAAGCAGCAGGCCUAUGACCGCUCCAUCGAGAUGCUCGAAGCGGUGCGCCUGCCCGAUCCCAAGCGUGUGAUGAGCUCCUAUCCGCACCAGAUUUCCGGCGGCCAGCAGCAGCGUGUCGUCAUCGCCAUGGCACUCCUGUCCAACCCCGAACUUCUGCUUCUGGACGAACCGACCACCGCGCUCGACGUGACGGUCGAGGCCGGCAUCGUCGAGCUGGUCAAGGAUCUAGGCAAGAAAUACGGCAUGUCGAUGCUGUUCAUCUCGCACAAUCUGGGCCUGAUCCUGGAGACCUGCGACCGCAUCUCGGUGAUGUAUUCGGGCGAGGCCGUGGAGACGGGCGACGUCGCCGAUGUGUUCGACCGGAUGCGCCACCCCUAUACGCAGGGCCUGUUCCGAUCGAUCCCUUUGCCCGGCGCGGACAAGAAUUCGCGCCCGCUGAUCGCCAUUCCCGGCCAGCUGCCACUGCCGCACGAGCGACCCCAUGGCUGCAAUUUCGGCCCGCGCUGCCAUCACUUCGUGGAAGGCGAGUGCGAUGCCGGUCCGAUCUCGAUGAUUCCGGUCAAGGGUCAUCACGAUCACAACAGCCGGUGUGUCCGGUUCGACGAGAUCGACUGGAAGGCGAUGCCCGACGGCAUCGCGCAGAACGAUCCGGUCGAGCCCGGCGCGCCCGUGCUGCAGAUCGACAAUUUGAAAAAAUAUUACGACGUGGCCGCCAACGCGAUCUUCGGCGGCGGAGAAACCCGGACCGUCAAGGCCAACGAGACGAUCUCGUUCACCGCGCGGGAGGCGGAAACCGUCGCCAUCGUCGGCGAGUCGGGUUGCGGAAAGUCGACGCUUGCAAAGGUUCUGCUCGGGCUUGAAACGGCAACCGAAGGCACCGUGACGCUCGGCAACCGGGAGAUACAGGGCAUCGAGGUCGAGAACCGCGGCGCCGAUCUGGUCUCCUCGAUCCAGAUGGUCUUCCAGAACCCGUUCGACACGCUCAAUCCCAGCCACUCGGUCGGCAGCCAGAUCAUCCGCACGCUCGAAAAGUUCAAUUUCGGCAACUCGACCGAGGAGCGGCGCGAGCGCAUGCUGGAACUGCUCGAUCUGGUCAAGCUGCCGCGCGCCUUCGAAACGCGGAUGCCGCGUCAGCUUUCCGGCGGCCAGAAACAGCGCAUCGGCGUUGCCCGCGCCUUUGCCGGCGGGCCGAAGGUUGUCGUCGCCGACGAGCCGGUAUCGGCGCUCGACGUGUCGGUCCAGGCGGCCGUCACAGAGCUCUUGAUGGACAUUCAGCGCGAGUCGCGCACCACCAUGCUGUUCAUCAGCCACGACCUGUCCGUCGUGCGUUACAUCGCCGACCGCGUGGUGGUGAUGUAUCUCGGUCACAUCGUCGAGCAGGGCACGACCGACCAGAUCUUUUCGCCGCCCUACCAUCCCUAUACCGAGGCGCUCUUGUCGGCCAUUCCGAUCGCCGACACGUCGGUCCAGAAGAAGCACAUCGUUCUGGACGGCGACAUUCCCUCGGCGCUCAAUCCGCCUCCGGGCUGCCCGUUCCAGACGCGCUGCCGCUGGAAGGAGCGCGUCUCCGGCAACAAGUGCGAAACCGAAGUGCCGGGUUACGUGGAAUGGGGCGAAGGCCACUUCAUGAAAUGCCACCUGUCCCGCGACGAACUUGAGUCCAUGGAGCCGGUGAUUUCUUUCGAGGCAAAGGAGGACUCGGUCGAGGACGCCUCCAAGAUCGUCGAUCUGGACGCGGUCAAGAAGGCGCCCGUGCAGAAGAAGGCCGAUGCCAGGCGCGACAAGGCCGUCGCCGCCGUCGCGGAUACCGGCGACACGGGGUCGGCAAAGACCAAAGCGACCAAGAAGACCAAGCGAGCGAAAGCCGAGGCGGCCAAGUCCAGGGGCGGCAAGUCCAGGGGCGGCAAGUCUUCGCUCGAUGAUCCCGACCGUCCGUCAUCCAUGGAACGUCCGGACGUGCCCGACGAUCUCAAGCAGAUCUCCGGGGUCGGCCCGAAGCUUGAAGGCACGCUGAACGGGCUCGGCAUCUACACGUUCGAGCAGGUCGCGGCCUGGAAGAAGCCUCAGCGUGACUGGGUCGACAGCUAUCUGAGCUUCAAGGGACGGAUCGACCGGGACGGCUGGGUCAAGCAGGCCAAGGCGCUCGCCCGGUUCCACCGGAUCUACACCGCUCAAGAGGCAUUGCCUGCCCCGGUCGUGCAUCAGGCGCGGCGUUGCCUGCUUGAUCUCAUCGGUGUUGCUGCCGCCGGCAGCCGCACCGAACUGGCCGGCCUGAUCGCAGGCCAUGCAUCCUCCCAGUUCGGAGCCGGGCCCGGAGUCGACACCGCAACCAUCCUGUUCGACAGCCGUGCGCGCAGCGCGUCCGCCGCAGGCGCGGCGCUCGCCGGCGGGAUGACGAUCGAUGCCAUCGACGCCCAUGACGGUCACCCGCUGACCAAGGGCCAUGCCGGGUGCGGGCUUUUCCCCGCGCUUCUGGCCAUCGCCGAGACCGAAGCGCCGGACAUGCCGCUGGACGAAUUUCUGGCUCAUCUGACGAUCGGCUAUGAGAUCGCCAUCCGCUGCGGCAUCGCCCUGCAUGCGACGGCGCCCGAUUACCACACCUCCGGCGCCUGGGUCGCGGUGGGCGUGGCAUUGUCGGGGGCGCUGAUGACCGGCGCGAACUCCGAGAUUGUGCGCCAUGCGGCGGGGAUCGCCGAAUAUCACGGCCCGCGCAGCCAGAUGAUGCGCUGUAUCGACCACCCCACCAUGCUCAAGGACGGCUCGGGCUGGGGCGCGAUGGCCGGCAUGUCCGCGCUGAUGCUCGCCCGGUCCGGGUUCACCGGCGCGCCGGCGCUGACCGUGGAAGAAGCCGCCGUCACCGGCAUCUGGUCCGAUCUCGGCACGUGCUGGCGCAUCAUGGAGCAGUAUUUCAAACCCUGGCCGGUCUGCCGCUGGGCGCAGCCGGCCGUCGAGGCGGCCCUCGGCCUGAGGUCCGAACAUGGUGUGGCGCCCGACAUGAUUGCGCGCAUCCGGGUGCGCACAUUUCACGAGGCGAUCAGGCUGGCGACGGUAUCGCCGGCCGACACUGAACAGGCGCAGUACGCGUUGCCGUUUCCGGUCGCCGCCGCGCUCGUGCAUGGCCGCCUCGGCGUCGCGCAGAUCAGCGGCGAAGGAUUGCGGGACGCGACCGUUCUCGAUCUGGCGGAGCGGGUCGAACUGUCGGAAAGCGCCGCCUUCAACGACCUUUUCCCGGCCGAGCGCUGGGCGGAGGUGGAGCUUGAACUGACCGGCGGACGCGUGCUGGCAUCAAAGCCGCUAUUUCUUCGAAGUUCCACGCCCUGA
Molecule: messenger RNA, 7539 nt
Organism: Effrenium voratum
Lineage: Eukaryota; Dinophyceae; Suessiales; Symbiodiniaceae
Source: the annotation of a GenBank genome assembly